Molecule: messenger RNA, 2525 nt
Organism: Quercus lobata
Lineage: Eukaryota; Viridiplantae; Streptophyta; Magnoliopsida; Fagales; Fagaceae
Product: flocculation protein
Exons: 4
Coding region: 222-2330 (702 amino acids)
Source: RefSeq, a predicted model, not a curated record
UCUUUUUAUUCACCGCUACCAUAUUUGCCCCAAACCAAUUUUUCUGUGGGAGAUAUUCUCUCUCUCUCUCUCUAAAAAUCUUUCUCUCUCUUCCUCACGCGCACAUAUACCUUAUCACCAUCAUUUCUUCAAGAUUUGAGCCCCGUUUUUAGGGUUUCCGAUUGAGAUUUGAUCCGAACUUUCCGGGAAAAUUUAUUUAUUUUUUUUCUCAGAGAUUUGCUAUGGCUAACGACAAGAUCCACGGUCAAGAUCGCGGGAACCAAUACGACGGCGAGGAAUACGAAGAUUCGUCGUCGUCGUCGUCGAUGUCGAUGGAGGACUCGGUUUCGUCGUCCGGUGUUGGAUCCGGAGCGAGUUCGAGCGGUUCGCGGGAGAACAACGAGUCGAGGAGGGAGAUUGGGCUGACGGAGCGUUUGACGGAUAUUCUCGUGGACCAAGGGGACGGAGAUCUGUUGCUUCAGCGGAGCGAUCGAGAGGACCGCGUUCUUCAAUGGCUACAGGCUCUGGAUUUGCAAGUGAUGGGAGCUUGUCGCGCCGAUGAGAGGUUGAAGCCGUUGUUGAAGAUGGACGCUUCGAAUGGCGUUGCCGAAGAUCGCCUGCUGGCUCAUUUGAGUCAGCAUUUUGAGCCAGCAGAGGUUGGUAUGUUAGCAAGGUGCUUCUGUAUCCCUCUUGUUUCGAUUCGCGUUGGAAAGAUCAACAAGCAAGGGACUCUCAUGUGCCCAAACGCUAUAAGGGGAAAUCUGAAUCUUACAGUUUUGCCAACAUCUGAUCUGCGCCUCUCAUUCAUUGGGGAUGAUGGUCAGACGGAGAGGUUGUUUACUGGAAGUAGUAAUUCCCAAUGUGCUGCUGUGGCAGUGGAUGAAAUCCCAGCAGAUAAUUCUGGCCGUUCCUUUGUUAUAAAAGUCCCAGGAGGCAGAGUUUUUUACUUUUGGUUCUCAGAGAAGUCAAAGCUCUUGGGAAUUGAUUUGCUUGCAAAGAUGAAGGAUUUACUCAAAAGGAAACCUUCUAUUGCUGAAUUUACGGGAAUCAGUGAGUCACGCCUUAGCUGCUUUGCAACUCAUCUUCGUGCUUAUCUUGUGAGUUCAACAGUGGGUAGAUCACGAGCGAGUUCUUCAGGCUCAUCAAUUCCUCCUUUGGAUACCACUACCGAACUGUCUGAUAUAUCUCAGAUUGGACAAUUCUCAUCAACGUCAUCUAAAUCUUUGCGUUCCCGGCACACUGGCAGUCAAGCAGUAAAAACAAAUACCUUUUAUCAGGGUAGCCUGAGCCCAAGAUCAAGUUCCUUUAAAGAUGGCCUGCCCAAAUGCUUGUCUUCUUUAAGGAGUGCUGCCAGGGAAAAAUUGCGCCGGAGAGGGGAUAGCCAUCUUUCAGCAGUUGACAAUCUGACCAAUACUUCAACAAUAACAGUUGAUACAUCCUCUUCAAAUAAUUCCGAAAAUGAGAAGCUACUGGAAACCACCAGGGGGUUGUCAUUCUCCCCAUCCAGUUUUCUAGAAUCACUAGGGAGCUUGGGUGUUCCACCAGCUCUAAGCCCCACAUCUCAAGUCUCUUACAUAGGUUCACCCCUUUUCACCCCCUAUUAUUGUUGGUGCCCUCCUCGCGGAUCAACUCUGCAAUGCUCAGCAGCAACUCAACAACUUCCUACCUCAUCCAAUGAAUUGCCAUCCUUUCCCCCACUUUCUUGUUUAUUACCUGCUUCUAUGCCGUCCAGCUUGUUGACUUCCACACCGCCUUUCAAUCUAGGUGAAGCUCCCUUGAAUUUCCCAGCUUUGCUGCCAGACCCAUUAUUCCGGUUUCCAAUACAAACUUCUCAGCAGAUCCCAACCUUCACGCCUUUGAUGUGUGACCCAAUUGUUCACAUUCCAGUUAUUGAUGUUUGCUCUUCAGGUCAAGGCUACCUUGUUAGUGCCGGUCCCGCGAUUUCAACUUCCAUCACUCCAUUGCACCCAAAACUUGUGAACCCAUUGAUGUCUGAAACUGACUCCAUGGUGGAAAAGGGUGCAAGAGAGACUCUGCGUUUGCUCAUCAGUGGAUCAACCCAGACUAACCCACCGAUGAUGGAUGUAUUGCCUGCUGUUCUAACAAAUGCAGAUCAAAGUCGAGGUAUACUCGUUACUGGGAGCCGGGGUCUCUACUGUGGAACGAGAGAUGUUAAUGUCAUUGCAAACAGCUUUGCUGCCAUGGGUUUGGUGUCACUCCCUGGAAGAUCUGAAGGAGACAAUCAUGAUAAUAAAGAAACACAGCCAGUGGAAUCUAGUGGUUCAGGUGGAUGUUGUUUAGAUGACGUGGGAACCGCGUCUUGUUCAGAUUUGAGGGAAAAAGAUUUCUAAAAAUGCUUCUGACGGACAAUGUUUUCUUCUUUUGUAGAUCCUGUUUUUGCUUCCUCCGAUGUAGAUAUGUGGCCGUAGCUUUUGCCUUAUGAGCUGUAAUUAGUGGAAAAUCCACAAUUUGUUCUCUUUUGUGUUCCAAGCGAACUAGUUUUUGAUUAGAAUGUCAAUAAUUUGGAUUAUUUUUUUGUUGUAUCA